This is a messenger RNA of Brassicogethes aeneus, 5307 nucleotides long. The record is from the annotation of a GenBank genome assembly. NCBI's taxonomy places the organism in Eukaryota, Metazoa, Arthropoda, Insecta, Coleoptera, Nitidulidae.
CUUAACUUGAACAAAACCCAACAGUUUUAUUCGUUUUCAUUUGGCAACAUUGCGGGGUGAGUCAACUUGUGAAUUUGUUUUUCGAAACGUCAGAUUGCCGUAUUAUUUUGUUUGUUGUUUCUUUGUUAAUAAAUGAUUUACAGCUCUCAAAGCUGUCAAUUUGGCAGUUUUUUACAUUAAUAAGUAUUGAUUGUUUACGUCAGUAUAACUUACACAACAGUAAAUUUUAUGGUGUUAUAUUGUUAUUUAAAAAGGGCUACUUAAACAUUAACCAUGGAGGCUGCCCCUAGGCUUCCAAUGAUACAAUUUAAUCUCUUGACUAGUAAUGAACCAACGUCAUUUGGGACUGCUUUAAAACAGUAUAUCCAAGCAUUUUACAAUGAAGAACCGGAGUCCUACUCUAAUGAAAUCCAUAGUUUAGAAGGUUUACGAGCAUUAGCAACUAGGCCAACCGUUGAUAUUUCAGGAUGUGAAGCUUUAAGGAAAUAUUACUGUCAGUUGCAUUUUUUAAAGUCCAGAUUUCCCAUGGAAGAAGGACAACCAGCAGCAGUGCACUUUUCAUGGAAAAGUUCACCCUCCUCUUCGAAUUGUACUGUUGGUGAUAUUCGUUUUGAGUUAAUGUGUGUAUUGUACAACAUAGGAGCAUUACAUACUCAAUUGGGUGCUGCAGACUUAAGAACUUCGCCAGAAGGAAUGAAAAUGGCUUGCACACAUUUUCAAUGUGCUGCUUGGGCAUUUCAAACAAUUAAAGAAACAUAUGGCCAUUCAGUAAAUUUUAUAUCAUCCUUCUUUGUAAUACAUUUUUUUCAACAAGUAUGUUUGGCUCAAGCCCAAGAAUGUAUAUUGGAAAAAAGUAUGUUGGAUAAUCGCAAGGCUUCAAGCAUAGCAAAAGUUGCAGUCCAAGUGUAUGACUACUACCGAUCAGCUUUAAAUAUUUUGCAAAAUAAUCAAGAAGAGGCUGGUGUAACUGAAGGAUUAGACUAUAAGGUUUUUAAGGGCUGGAUCAAGUAUUUGUCAUUUAAGUUGGCAUAUCAUAAAUGCAUAGCACUGCUAUUCCAAGGGCAGCAGGCUGAGGAACAGCAGAAAAUGGGUGAAAGGGUGGCUUUUUAUCAGGCAGCCUGUGAGCAGCUUGAAGAUGCCAGGAAGUUGGCUACAAAUUUUAAAAAUCAACAGGAAUAUGCCGAAGCAUUGGCUUUUACGCUGGACGUAGUGGAAGGGAAACGCAAAGCAGCUAAAAAUGAAAAUGAAUUUAUAUACCAUGAAGAAGUUCCGGCCAAAGAGGCGCUACAAGAAGUAAAAGGUGCCUCCCUUGUUAAAGGAAUACCAUUCAGCGUAAACGAUCCAGAAGUAUCUGGUCAGGAUAUUUUUGCUCGUUUGGUGCCUAUGGAAGCCCACGAAGCCGCUUCUUUAUACAGUGAGAAAAAAGCAGAGUUUAUCAGAGAGCUUGGGGAGCUGGUUGAUAAUAAAGAUCAGGCUGUGGCAGAGUUUAUGUCUUCAAUGCAGCUGGAGUUUUUAAAUAAAGUACAUUUAUCCACUGGAAUCCCACAGGAAAUAGUUGAUAGGGCGGCAGCAAUGAAUGCAAGACCCGCCGCAAUACAAGACCUUGUAGACUCAAUGGGCAAAUUGUCUAAUAUUUUUCAUGAAGUUGAGUCUAUGCUUAAUGAAAUUGACAUGCUUUUACAGGACGAAGAAAAAAGCGAGAAAGAGUAUCAAGAGUCGAUGGGCAAACGACCACCCAGUAUUGUGGCGACCGACUUGGCUCGAGAGGCGGCAAAGUAUCGCGAGGCGCAUACAAAAGCAAACGACUCGAAUCAGACGUUACACCGUGCCAUGACUGCGCAUGUCGCUAAUCUAAAGAUAUUGCAGCAACCGCUCAGGCAGCUACAACAACAAUUACCGAAUGUUGACCUAAAAAAUGAAAAUGUGGACCAUCAAGGUUUAGUGGAAUUGGAGGCUUUAGUGAGCAAGGUUGAAGAAAUGAGAUCGCAAAGAGCGAUGCUGUGGGCUGAGUUUCGAGAAGCUUUACAUAACGACGAUAUUACAGGCGUUUUAGUUACAAAACAGCCGGAACAAACCUUGGAUCAAGUUUUUAAAAAAGAACUUGAGAAACAUAAACAAAUGUCUGACUUGAUUAAACAAAACACUGCAGCCCAAGAAAACAUUAAAAAAGCCCUGGUAGAAUGCUACGCAAAAACAUUAAACUCCAGAAGGUUUAUACAGGACAUCAUCCAAAAAAGGCAAACCACCAUAAAUGCCUUAAUGACGUCGUACGACGCUUACGAUGACUUAUUGGCAAAAGCUAACAAGGGCAUAGAAUUCUAUACAAAACUGGAAACAAACGUCACCAAACUGCUACAACGUCUCAAAGGCGCGUGUAACGUUCAGCAGGAAGAGCGAGAUCAGAUGCUUUCUAAAAAUGAACCUCGCAAACUGGAAAACGCACCACAACAAAUAGUUCCGAGUGUGGUUCCGCCACAGUCAUCGACGCCCAAACUAAAAGAUUAUUUGGAGGCCAGGAAAAACAAACCGCCAACACCCGCUCCUGCCAUGGUUCCACCUCAAGCUUACCCACAAUAUCCGCAGGAUCCACAGGUUUGGCCUCCAGGUGUCAGACCUGCACCACUUGGGUCAGAGGUUAAUGAACCGAUGAACUCGAAAAACGCUCAAGAAGCCUAUGGAUACAGUAAUCCAUAUUUUAACCAACAAACCUAUCAAUACCCAACUGAUGUUUAUGCCAGCCAAAACAACUACAGUGUAAAUGAUGCACAGCAAAUAAACUACCCUACAGAUGCAUACAGUCAAAAAACAGUUUACAAUGCAUCAGAACAAACAUCGGAUAAAAAUACAGUUAUAAAUCGUAUGAAUAAUCUAUCGACUUCCACAAACAGCCAACCAAAUCCCAGCGAUUACUACGGGGUUAAACCAACUUCUUACACCAGCUACAUACCACAAAAUUACCCAGCUACUUACAGUUACAACACUCAACCGACCGUUCCUCAGUCUCAGCCUUUGAGUUAUACCAACUAUGAUCCAGCGAAGGCUAAUACCACCUCAACAUAUUCGUAUGUACCUAUAUCAAGCAACAUUGGAUCCUCUUUGCCCACACACAACAUUGGAUCCUCUUUGCCCACACCCGACACAUCCAGCACUUACAGCCAAUAUAAAAACCCCGCAAAUUAUCCUUCCGAUGCGGCUACAGGUUAUAACAAUCCCUCUUCGACACCAACAAGUUCAGUAGGUAAUUAUCAACAACCGACAAGCUAUAGCGAUGCCAGUAGUUACCCAAACCCGACUGGAAGCUAUACCAGCAUGAGUGGUAGCUACUCUUCUUCUGAGGUUGCAGCUCCGUAUCAAAGUCCUGCAAGCGCCUACCCAAAUAUAACUCCCAUAUCUACAAAUUACCAAAAACCUAUUCCCGACGUAUCUAACUACCAAAACACUGCAAUGCCCAGCCAGACCAACUAUCAAUAUCCUGAUGCAUACUCUCAAUACUAUCCGCAAGGAUAUGCCCCCGGUUAUUCUAACGAAGCCGCCCCAGCCUCAGAUUACCCCACUUAUAACUAUCAUUCCAAUCAGUAUGCCUCUUCAGUGCAACCCAAUGUUUCUAACGCCAACACUGCGACUUAUUCUUCGCCCACCGUUGAGACCGCAAGUAGCCACACACCAAGGAAAAACAGCAUGACUGCAAGUACGGAUCAACAAUACAAUUAUCAAAAUUAUCAGUAUCCUUAUCCAACUCAAACUCCACCUGCUGGGUAUGCAUCGAACCAAAACUAUGGUAGUUACGAUUAUCAGCAAGGUCAAGGUUAUAACCAACAAAACUACGCGCAGGGUACGCAACAACAGGCUGACCUUCAACAAGUUGUUCAGCCUGCACCCGAACCACAACCUAAAAAAGAGUCCAACAUUGAUCUGCUAACAGGUCUAGACUUUUCCAUAAAUCAAGCUCCUCUGGUGCCACAGCAAAAAACCAUUGAAAAACAAGUUGAACCUUCCAAAGAAGAAAUUAAAGCUGAUAGAAAACCUAAACCUUCUCUAAUAGAAAAAACACCUAGCGUGGAAAAACCUAAAGCUCCCCAAGUGAAAAUUUUACCUAGCAAAGUAUUAAACAACGAGGAAGUUAAGAGGCUUUUUAAUCAAGAGUUGGAAAAGUUUGAGAAGUAUGUGGAUGUACUAUCAAAUAAAACGUUAAGUGGACCAACCAAUUUGGAUUUAAAGUGGAAGGAAAUCCAGGAUAAGCAGGAUGCUGAUGGACACAAAAAAAUAAUUUCUGUGGCACGGUGUUACCCAAUGAAAAAUCGUUAUCCUGAUAUUUUACCAUAUGAUUCUAAUCGUGUGGAGCUAGUAGAACCUAAAGAUGACUACAUUAAUGCUUCUUACCUAAAGGAUGUGUCUCCUUAUGCACCUUUAUUUAUUUUGACUCAAGCACCUUUGCCUUCAACUUUUGUUGAUUUUUGGACUCUGAUCAGAGAACAGCAAGUCGAGCUUAUUUUUUGUUUGUUAAAUGAUAGUGAGAUUGGAAAUGAUGUGUAUUGGCCGAAAGAAAAGGGACAAAAUUUGACCGUUUCAAAUAUGGUGAUAUCUUUACAAAGUGUGAUAGUUAAGACUAAUUGGGUGGAAAGACUGAUUUCGGUUGCAAUUCCUGAAAAAAGAGAAUCUUGGGUUGUAUUGCAUUUGCAGUUCACUUCUUGGCCAGGAAGUUUAUUCCCAACUUCCCCUGAAAGUUUUGUUGAAUAUACAAAGGAAGUUAUAAAUCUUCAUAACCAACAAAGAAAUAUAUUUCAUCCAGUUGUUGUCCAUUGUUCCUCUUCAAUAGGUAGAGCUGGAUUGAUACCAUUGUUAACGACAGCUAUUUUGGACGUAACUAAUAAUCCCACAUCGAUACCCGAUUUGGCACAAAUUGUUAUGAAACUAUCUAACAGCCAAAAAAAUGUUUUAAGAGAUCGAGAACAUCUAAGAUUUGCAUAUGAGGCAUUUGUUUGCUACAUUAAGCAAGUUGUUACACAAGAUAAACUCAAAAGUAAGCUAAACGAUGUUGUGGUAAAUUCAAGUAUAAAUACAGAAACUCAACCAACAGUUGAGGUAAAAGAUGUGAAUGCAGAUCCGCUGAGUUCUCUGGACCCGUUUUGGGCAAGUAAAAAGUAAAUUAAUCUUUUUUAAAGUAUUAUUCAUAAUCUGUAUGUAAUUAGAAUCGGAACCAGAAUUGUAUUUGUUUAAAAUGUUAAAUAUUUUAACCUAUUAACUAAAAAUACGUUUUAUUAUCCUAUUGAUUUUAAAUAAAAUAAAGUUUUAAAUGUAUCAUCAUAA